AUGCCUUUUACGUUUUCUUUCUUUCAUUCAAAUUCUAUUGUUUUCUGUAUUUUUCUAGUUCUUUUUUAUGUUUUUCUUAAGCUAUUCUAUCUAUCUAUCUAUCUAUCUAUCUAUCUAUCUAUCUAUCUAUGUUCAUUAUCUAUCUAUCUAUCUAUCUAUCUAUCUAUCUAUCUAUCUUUUUUCAUUUGCAUGUCCUUUUUUUCCUAUUAUCUGGGAGUUAUUUUUUCUCACACAGUUUCUUUCAUUUUCUAUUUUUCUUGUUUUAUAACAUUUUUCUUCGCUUUUCUUAGUUUUCUUUUGAAUCUUCUUUCGUUCUUUACUAUUCUAAUUCUUUCAUGUACUUUUUUCUAUUUUCUAGAAAUUAUUUUUUCUGCCACGAUUUCUUUCAUUUUUCUAUUUUCUGGAAAAUAUUUUUUCUCAUACGAUUUCUUUCAUUUUCUAUUUUCUUCUUUUCUAGCUUUUUACCUCGCAUUUCUUAGUUUUCUUCCUUUUUUUCUUUCUUUCUUUCUUUCCUUUUUUCUUUCUUUCUUUCUUUCUUUCUUUUACGGCCUUCAAUUUUGUCUACUUUUUUUCUUGCAUAUUUUCGUAUUUUUUUUUCUCUCCCUAUCCUUCUGCGUCUAUCAUCAGGUACAUUAA
This is a messenger RNA of Acanthosepion pharaonis, 636 nucleotides long. Lineage: Eukaryota; Metazoa; Mollusca; Cephalopoda; Sepiida; Sepiidae. The record is from the annotation of a GenBank genome assembly.